Messenger RNA from Effrenium voratum, 740 nucleotides. The record is from the annotation of a GenBank genome assembly. Lineage: Eukaryota; Dinophyceae; Suessiales; Symbiodiniaceae.
AGCAAUGCUCAGCGUCGAUGUGCUGAGCCCAAGGUGCCAUGCAGUAUGUCAACGUGGGACCCGGUGGGCAGGUCCAGAUCGACCAGCAGGCCUUAAAGCGUGCCGAGGCAGAGCAUAAGGUGAAGUGCGGCAGAUAUCUGAAGUUCGCCUUCUUUGCGCAUCUGGCCGCUCUGCUGCUGGUGAACAUCGUGGUAUGGGGGAUCUACGGCAUGCUGAGGUCCAAGGAUCGGGGCGGCACGUACCCCUGGCCGCUCUGGGUCACUUUCGGCUCCAUCGUCCUGGUGAUCGCGCAUUUGCUGAGCAUGCUGCCUUACUACGUUUGUAAGCCAAGCAGCGGGUGUCCUCGCUGGGUCUGGGUGGUGCUGCUGAACUUGCUUCUGGUGAACAUCGUGGCCUGGGCGGUGUAUGCCACCUCCGAGUCGGAGGCGAAUCUCGGGCGAAGGCCCACGGCUGGGGCGAAAUCGGGGAAUGAGAAUUGGAGAAGCGAAUACCUUUGGCCGGCGUGGGUCUCUGGGUCGACAGCGCUGGCUGCGCUCGUUGUGGUGGCGAUGCCGUGGAUUUGUGGCCACUUCUUCGGGAUCCACGACGACGUCGGGGACAGCGAAGUGGACGAGGAGAUGUAUUACAGGUCGGACUCAGACUGAGACUGAGGAGCUUGCCUCUGCAGAGCCGCGCAAAGUCUGGUUUCUGCAGAUGUCCCUGUGGGUCUGUCGUUUUUUGGAGGGUACCCCUUCUUGGUA